Molecule: messenger RNA, 3230 nt
Organism: Megachile rotundata (alfalfa leafcutting bee)
Lineage: Eukaryota; Metazoa; Arthropoda; Insecta; Hymenoptera; Megachilidae
Product: dynein axonemal intermediate chain 7
Cellular component (GO): axoneme
Molecular function (GO): microtubule binding; beta-tubulin binding
Source: RefSeq, a predicted model, not a curated record
UUCACUAACUCUUCCCCCCGAUCGCGGAAAGCCUACUACGAACGCGCGCGUACGCUUUCGCGAAUUUCUUUGUUUCGCGAAACACCAAACGUCUCGGCGCUUCGAGGAAAAGGAAUUCGAUCGCGAAACGAUGAGUUUAUCCAGUAGACGGGAAUAUUCAAAAUCGAUCGCGUCCCCUUCGCCGCGGGUUUCUCAAGCCUCGGCGUUGCGCAUUUCCCAAGUCUCGACGUUGGAGCAGGGUUGGAGGACAUUGUCGACAUCCGUCGAUCGUUCGAGCUCGAAGCUCGCGGUAGAGUUUUCGAGGUUCGGUCGAGUCGAACGAUAGGACGAAUUGAACGGAUCGCGUGCCGGUUUUCCAGGGAUCUGAUCGUGGGAGAUGCGGAGCAACAGCCGUCGGAACACGCGUCCGAAUCGUCGGAAUCGUCCUACGAGGAGUACGAGGAAUACGAAGAGGAUGCAAUCUCCGAGAGCGAUAGAAGUUUGCGGAAGUAUCGCGCGAAGACGAUCGAGGAACCGCGUCGCGUGGCGUCGUUGGUAGGAAAAGGCGCUUAUUUUAGUAUUUCGUCGAAACUGCUAAAAAGAUACUCGCGCGCGUUGCAGUUGGAGAGACGAUGACGCGAGAUUCGCAUAGCCGUUCGCGACGUCGAGGGCUAGCGACGAGAUUUUCGAACCUCGUCGAAUCCGCGUUCGUUUCCCGCAUGACCGAGCUUCUCGAAUUCGAAUCUCGUUCGAUUUAGAGAGCGCCGCCGGUCGCGGUAACGCCCCGUCCCGAAAAGAUGAAGCGCGGAAAGCGAGGUUCGCCGAAGGCGAAGCCCGCCGUGGACGAGAAGAGCGCGACGGACAGCGAAGAACUGGUCGACCCCAGGGAACGAGCGAUGAAAGAUCUGAAGGAGGAGAUUCGCUUAGAGGAACACGAGGAGAAACAGGGAGCGCUGUUGGACGCGAAAGAUGCGGCGAUUCGAGAGGCGCAGUUGGAGCGGACGACGGCUGUUUUCUCGAGACAUUGGGCGGUGCACACCGAGAACGAACGACUUAUCGAACAGCAGGAACGCUGGGCCCGUUACGGGACUUGCGACGGACUGCCGGACCCCGAGUCGCUGCCCGAACUGAACGCUUUCGCUUAUAUCUGGUCGACGGAGGAGGAAGACGCGAGCAUGGACAACGUCGAGGAGAAGCGUCGAGCGGCGAUUUGCCUGCUGAACAAGCUGGAAGAAAUCGUUCGUUUUUCUAUGGCCGUUUCGAAGAAGUACAGAGCCGAGCACAAAGAGAUCGCGACCGAAUUACGAAACAGGCUUCAACGGUGGAUAGACAUGGCGUGUUAUCGAUUACUGCGUAACAUCGAGGAGAACAUGAUCCUGGAGGACCCGAAAACGGUCGGAUACGUUCGAGCGACGGAAAAGCUGGUCUGCUGUUUCUGGGCACCGAUCACGUUACCCAUCGGAAUGAAACGACCCAUGUUGGCCAAGGAUCUGAAGCCGAUCCAGGUACAAUUCAAGGAGAUGCAGCUGACGAUCAAACUGCCGACGGACGUCGACUGCCAUCGCAUGGCGAUCAGAGGACUCUGGCUCGCUCACGAUCAUUAUUCGGCGGAAACGCGAUCUCGUCUAAUGCCCGAUCUUCCGGAGCGCUUGCUCGGACUGUGGGGUCGCUCUCCCGGUAGGCCACGGUUCGCUGUCGUUUCGACCUUCGCGUUUCAUCCUUCUCUUCUUCCAGAUAUGCUCGAAUUCGCGAGAAACGAAUACCGGGAGAAGGUUCGUAUACGAGAGGAACAAGCCGAAGAUCGACGCUUACGUUUGGAGGAGAAAAAAGCGUUGCUGGAAUUAAUGGAACAUCCGCCAGCGAUUGCACCCGAGAGGAGAACCAAACGGGGCAAAAAGAAGAGACCGCGAUCCGCGCGCAGAGACAGACGAGCGGAGCUCGAUUCCGCGUUGUCCUCGAAAGCGGAAUCGUUACCCUAUUUGCCGACUCCGUACGAGAUCGUUCGUCAAAGAGAAGACGAGGCGAGACUGGAGGUUAGGAGACUGCUGUUCACGCGAUGCGAAAAGACCGAGGUGAACCUGCGAAAGUAUCGAAUUCUCGGCGGAGUAUUUCGCGUGGAUCUUCUUUACCAACCGCCUCAACCGAAGGACCUCGGAAAAGGAACUUACUUGACCACUCUCGAGCUGCCAAAGGAACCGAAGUUCGUGGCGUUCUCGAGACGCUACGUGACGCCGGAGCCGGUGCCCGAGUCCGAGAGAACACCGGAAGCGAUAGAAGCAGAAAUGAAAGCGUUGGAACUGGCGAUGGAGGCGCUCGUUCUGAUCACUCUGAGGCUACCCGACACGAUCUUUUGGUUCGAACCGCCGUUGAUCGCUCAAUGGGUGCCGGAAAAGGAAAUCUGGUCGACCAAGCACAUUCACGACGUGAAAUUCAACGAAGAACAGAAAACGAUCGCGUUCAGAAGCGGCAGAUUAGGCGUUCACGGCUUGGCCGCCUACAAAUUCUCUAAUCUUCCGUUCCAGAGUUGGGAACUGAAACCGGAAACGGGGAAAAGUGGCCGCGAACACGGCGGAGUGGUGCUCUCCAUAACGGCCGCCACGAUUCAAGUCGAAUUCGUCGUCAGGGAAGAUCGGGUCUGCUUGAACUCGCUGACCGGCCACUCGAACGAUCCACUCAAAGGGAUACUCGGCGAAUACGACGAUCUGGAGCGUCUGAUCAAGCGAUUGAAAUCACUCGGUUGCGAACUCUUUCCUGAUCGUGACGCGAUCUCUUAUCUGACGGGAAUCAACACGAAACAUCCCGCCGCGGAAAAUCAUCUGCGACGAUGCAUGGCUAUGCUGUCUACCGCGUAUGCCUUCGCUUGGUCGCGAUGGAACGCCACCCGCGACUUUCGUCAGAUAGUCGUGCAGUUGAAAGAGAUGCACGGUUGCUUGGCCAAAGAGCGCACCAAUCUGACGCUGUUGGUAACGCCAUCGAGAACCAUGCGCGUACGUUGCACCGAGGUCAGUCCAGAGUUCUCCGAAUUACCAUAUGACGAGCACGACACCGAGUAUUAUUCCGACCUGUAUCAGCUGGCGCUGCACACCGCCGGCAUCAAGAGCCGACUCUUGAUGGAAAGGAUCUCGUCGAAAUUGGUAUCGACGGUCGUUCGACUGCUCGAAAGGACCAACGUUAUCGGCAUGUCUUCCUGACGCGUCUCGAUCGUCGGUCUUCUCUGGAAUCUGAAAUUCGAAAUCUGGAACGGGAAUAAA